GUCCCCCGUGGGCAGGCUCUGUGCGUGCAGCCGCGGAUCCCCAGGGCCACUCGCCUCUUGGGACAACCAUUCCAGAACCAUGAAGACCAAGAACCGGCCCCCUCGGCGCCGGGCACCGCUGCAGGACCCUGAGGCCACCAUGGAAGAGAGGACCCCCGAGAGGUCUCAGCCGGGCUCGGGGCCAGAGCUGACCAGGGGGCUGCCGAACAGGGCGGCCAAGGCAUCAGGGGUGCGGGCCGAGGUGGGGCGGCGGCGGCAAGGACCUGCUGGCCGGCGUGACAACAGUGUCCAGCGGCGGCUGGAGAGCAACGAGCGGGAGCGCCAGCGGAUGCACAAGCUCAACAACGCCUUCCAGGCCCUGCGUGAGGUCAUCCCGCACGUGCGCGCCGACAAGAAGCUCUCCAAGAUCGAGACGCUCACGCUGGCCAAGAACUAUAUCAAAUCGCUCACCACCACCAUCCUCACCAUGUCCAGCGGCUGCCUCCCUGACCCAGCACCCAGCUCCAAACUUUACCAACACUAUCAGCAGGCCACUGGGGGUGUGCUCGGGGACACCGAGGCACAGCCGCAGGGCCAUCUACAGCGAUAUUCUACGCAGAUCCACAGUUUCAGAGAGGGCAGUUAGCGCCAGGCCCCAUGGGAGGGUGGCAGGGGUGGCUUGCUCUGUCCACCCCAGCCCUUGCCCCUCACUCCUCCAGGCUACAGCCCCAGGAGCUCCACUGACCCUGACCACAGCCUUCUCGGGCCGCCCAGGGCCAGGUGAGGCAUCUGGUUAAGGCGGCUUGAGGCCCGAACUCAACUCUGGAGCAAAUACCAGGCACUGUGGUCACUGCACAGAGCCUGGACAAGUGGGAGAGACCCUCGCCUGCCUCACUAAAUUCUCUCCACCUGUGCUGGCAAUAGGAUGCUCCUCACAAGGGACGAUUCUAGAUUAUUUGUGAAUUUCCUGCUGCUGUGAAGCCUUAAUCAUAGCCCUGGAAUCAGCCUUCUCAGCUGGGGUAAACUGAGGCCUGGAGUGAGCAGGGCCAAGCCAACCCUAAUUAGAUGACCUGAGGUUCUGUUCUUUCCAAAAGACAUCUAGUUGGGGUUGGCCAGGCUCCCUUCCCCUCCCCCCACAAAUGGGUGAGUUAGACAAGGUUGGCCCCUGGCCACAGAGGGCCUGCGACGCUGACAUGGAAGGGGCACCUUGGAGAUGGGACUGGAAACAAAGUGGGGUGCCCCUGGGGAGACAUUUCCCGUGCAAGAAGAGGGUUGGGUUUGUCCCUGGCCAGGCGCAGGCUCCCACCCGCCCUAGCUCGUCUCAGACGUGAGGAGCCUUGGCACAGGGCAGUCUGAUGGGACAGUUCUUGGCCCUGUUUGAGUUGGAGGCCUUCAGCACUUCCUGGCAGGGGAGCCUGAAAUUGACAGGAACUUCCACCCCCACCUGGUGCUGCUCCAAAAUGCCAGGGAGCCAGGGGCUUGGCAGGCCUCACUGCCUGGGACCCAGCUUCCUUCUGGCGGGUCCUUCCUGUCCCACUGGCUCUGCUGGACUUGGCCACUUUUGCUGUUGGCCGUCUCCCUGC
Messenger RNA from Perognathus longimembris pacificus (Pacific pocket mouse), 1562 nucleotides. RefSeq names its product basic helix-loop-helix family member a15 (gene Bhlha15). Gene Ontology annotation, molecular function: protein dimerization activity. The transcript has 2 exons. NCBI's taxonomy places the organism in Eukaryota, Metazoa, Chordata, Mammalia, Rodentia, Heteromyidae. The record is from RefSeq and is a predicted model, not a curated record. The coding region runs from base 80 to 625 and encodes 181 amino acids.